CUCGUUUCUUUUUUUUUAAAAAAAAAAUAAACAACUAUGGAAAAAGUUAACAGUUUCAUUAAUUCGGUCCCUCAGCGUUUCGAACGCGAAAAGACGACCAUCCUCAGUAUUGCUGCCGCCACCGUUCUUCUCUAUACCACAUACAAGAUAGUCAACAAGUCUAGCAAAAAAAAAUUAGGGCUCAAAGAAAUUCCUUCACCCGGCUUUUCAUUUCCUUAUGUGGGCCACAUGUUCUCCUUGGGGAGUUCGCCUGGUAGAAGAAUCGCGCAAUGGCAUAAAGAAGUGGGUCACAUCUUUAAAUUAAAUAUGGGAAUACAGACUUGGAUCUUGAUUGAUGAUCCAUUGUUAGCUCAUAAAGUCUUUGUCACUCAUGGUGUAGGUUCGUCCGAUCGUCCUCACUCUACUUUUGCUUAUGAAUACUAUAGUUACAAGGGAAAAGGUGUUGGAUUUUGUCCAGCCACAAAACAAUGGAAAGUUGCUCGAGGAGCAGUCCAAAACAUUAUUGCACCCAAAGUUGUUGAUGCUCAUUAUUUGGAAUCUAUAAAGACAGAAGCCAUCGCUCUGGCUGAACGAUUUAUUAAAUACUCUAGACUCGAAAACGGUGUUGAUCCGACAAAGCACUUGCAUUUAAACUCAAUGAACCUUAUUUUCAAGGUGGGGUUCGGUAAGGUGUUUUCAUCGGUGGAAGAUCCCGAUUUUAUCUCUAUUUCGGCCAUGAUUAAAAAGACCGCAAGUUUAGCUGGCAUGACGCACGAUUUGCCCAACUUUUUACCCAUAUUUACCGUCGUGGAUUACUGUACUGGAGCUCGUGCUACAAUGAAGAAUUUUAUUGAAAAAGAACGUGACCCAAUUUACAAUAGAUUGAUAAAAGAGGCGCUUGAGAGCGACGGAACAAAUUUUGUUAAGGCACUUCAAGAGUUUGAUUUUGAUGAAGAGAAUCAACUAGUUCUCAUGUCGGAUUUAAUUAACGGUGGAUCAGAUACGGUUUCCGUAACAUUGGGCUGGAUUUUUGCCAUCAUGUGUAACUACCCUCUUGCUCAAAAGAAAGCUGCUGAUGAGAUUGAUGCCUUUGUUAUCCGGUACAAGCGUCAUCCCAAAUUCGCUGACAGAGACGAAUUACCUUAUUGUGUGUCCAUGCUUAAAGAAUGCAUGCGAUUUAGGCCUACUACACCUUUUGCUAUACCUCAUAGCGCAAGAAAUGACUUUGUCGUGGAUGGCUAUUUAAUCCCUAAGGGUGCUACACUCGUCACCAGUAUGGAGAGUAUGCAUCAAAAUCCUGAAGUCUAUGCUGAACCCUUGCGUUUUUAUCCCGAGAGAUUUUUGAAUAAUCUGAAAACAAUGGAUGCUGCUGCCAAGGGUAAAUCCGAGGGACGUGAUCAUUUCAACUUUGGAUGGGGAAGACGAAUGUGUCCAGGUAUAUAUAUGGCUGAAGUCGAACUUUUCACGACGUUUAUUCAUGUCAUUCUAAGGUGUAUCAUUGAGCCUGUCAGAGAUAUGGACGGAAAAGAAUAUGUCCCAAAUAUUGAAAAUGCUGUACUUUCAGGUUUGACUUCUUUACCUGCUCCACACAAGCUUAAUUUUGUUGAACGUAUACAAUCCCUUGGUAAAUAAAAUAUAAACCCCACACAUGAUUUUACAUCAAGAUUUUUGUCUGCUUGUAUUUCAAUGAACGUAUAUACAUAUAUAUAUAGGUAUAGGUAUAGGCAUAGG
Mucor mucedo is the source of this 1710-nucleotide messenger RNA. RefSeq names its product cytochrome P450. Lineage: Eukaryota; Fungi; Mucoromycota; Mucoromycetes; Mucorales; Mucoraceae. The record is from RefSeq and is a predicted model, not a curated record. The coding region runs from base 37 to 1611 and encodes 524 amino acids. The transcript is spliced from 6 exons. Gene Ontology annotation, molecular function: monooxygenase activity; iron ion binding; heme binding.